This is a messenger RNA of Penaeus indicus, 225 nucleotides long. RefSeq names its product genetic suppressor element 1-like. NCBI's taxonomy places the organism in Eukaryota, Metazoa, Arthropoda, Malacostraca, Decapoda, Penaeidae. The transcript has 2 exons. The record is from RefSeq and is a predicted model, not a curated record. The annotation marks the transcript as partial.
AGAGAGCGGAAGGGAGCGAAAGAGAGAGAGAGAGAGAGAGAGAGAGAGCGAAAGAGAGAGAGAGCGAGCGAAGAAGAUAAGCAGGAGAGUAGCAGACCAUUAGCGUCCUCCGUCAUCGUCUCCCACCAUCUUAUUAACGAACACUUGCCCACAGUUCUCUCAGCUCCUUGCAUAGUAAUUUUGCGAGAAGCUGAUUCGUCGCCGGAGCUGGGAAGUGUGUGCUAG